AUAAUAAAAAAAAUUAUAUUUUUAUAAAUUUAUAAAUACUAAUUAUAAAUCGCGUUCGUUGUUGUGCUUGGGAGAGAAAAAAAAACAAUUACAUCGCGUCGCGUUACUCGUUUUUAUAAAUUUUAUAUAGUUUUUCGUGAUUUUAUUUACAAAAAAAUUUUUAAGUGAAUUUUUCUACGAAAUAAGUGUUUGGAAGAAUUUUUGAUUGUUUCUAUUCUCUUUUCAGAAUUUUUGUUUGUUUGUUAAUGAAGGUCAUACUGAAAUAGUGGCGCCUAAGCCAUCAUGAUUCACGUUGACGAGUCUGAUCCAGUAGGCGAACUCGAGCCUAGCUUCCCGUACCGGGAUGUCACAAUCAAACGUGGUGUUGAAGCCAAGGAAUUUUAUGAUCUUGAAUCGGAGAUCGGAAGAGGUAAAUUUGGUACAGUAUACAAAUGCCGUGAAAAAAGUACUGGUUUAACAUUAGCAGCGAAAUUUGUACCGGUACCACGUCGCGAGGAUCGACGUAAUGUUGAACGUGAAGUGGAAAUAAUGCGCCAAUUACAACAUCCAAGACUGAUACAAUUAUAUGAUGCAUUUGAUAAUGGUAAAGUCAUGUGUGUUGUCUUAGAAUUAAUCGAAGGUGGUGAAUUAUUUGAAAGAGUGAUUGAUGACGAUUUUAUAUUAACUGAAAAAUCAUGUACAGUAUUUAUGCGACAAAUAUGUGAAGGCAUCGAAUUUAUACAUAAACAAAAUAUUCUACAUUUAGAUAUGAAGCCAGAAAAUAUUUUAUGUCUGACAAAAAGUGGUAACAGAAUAAAAAUUAUAGAUUUUGGUUUAGCUAGGCGAUAUGAUCCAAAUAAAAAAUUACAAGUAUUGUUUGGUACACCAGAAUUUGUUGCACCAGAAGUUGUCAAUUUUGAUCAAAUUGGUUAUGGUACUGAUAUGUGGUCCGUUGGUGUAAUUUGUUACGUUUUACUCUCAGGAUUAUCACCAUUUAUGGGCGAAACAGAUAUUGAAACAAUGGCGAAUGUAACAGUUGCUAAAUACGAUUUUGACGAUGAAGCCUUUAAUGAAAUAUCACAGGAUGCAAAAGAUUUUAUAACAAAAUUGUUGGUAAAAGAUCGAGAGGCUCGUGCAACUGCCUCUGAUUGUCUAACACAUCCUUGGUUAAGACGUAAAUUACCGCCACCUACGAAAACCAAAACACCCCCACCUACAAAAGUUAGUGACCCAAUUACUAUACCACCUAGUACACCUGGUUUAGACACUGCCAAAGAUAAUCUACGUGCGUUUGUUGAACGUUGGGGUGAACACCCAGAUUCACCAUAUCUAUUCGAUGUUUCUUCACACGUUAUAAUGCCUUGCCCGCUAGCAUAUAAUAAUUUAACGUCAUCGCAACAUUCAUUACGAGGUAUGUCUCCAUCGCCAUGUGGAUCUUUAGGAUCAUCACCGGAUUCAGUGAUUGAAUAUGAGAAUAAUACUCAAGACAAUAUUAGUGAUUAUGAAUUCGAUCAUAUACAAAAUAGUAUAGAACGACGAGCAUCAGAUAGUUCAUGUGUAGUUUCAAAACGAGACAGUGUUGAAAGAAUUAAUUUAGCUGAAGAAAUUAAAAAAUUAUCUGAUAAAUUAUUCCAAUUAGCUACAAUGCCUACCGAUUUAGUUAACGGUAACGCUAAUUCAUCAUCAUCGAAAGAUGACAAAAAAAGCGAAUCAACUACAAAAGCCGUUCCAACCAAAGAUGAACAAAAAAGUUUGAUCUCCGAAGAAACAACAAAUGAAACGCACAAAAUCAAAACAGAAAAAGUUAAAACCUCCAAAACGGUAACAAAUGGAAAUGUUACCAGUAUAAGCACAUCAACGAAAACUUCAAAAAUCUCAACACCGUUAACAAAUGGAAACGCAACAAAUAUUAAUGCACCUUGGGCGAAUAACUUACAAAAUCGGCGGACAAAAUUUAAAAUAACUAACCUUAAUCGUGAUGUACCGAUAAUAUCACCAACGAAUAAAAAUUCAUUCUUUACCGAAGAUUUUAACACGAAUAAAUUAACACAUUCGUUUACAACAUCCGAUGGUACUUCGUCCUCGUCAUCAUCUAGUCAUUUUUCACGACAAAGUUCCUUAAAUAGCGCUACAAACACUAAAGACUUAUUAUUACAACUAUUAGAUAAAUGGGAUGAUUCACAGGAAUCAGCGCACAAUAAUUUAAAUGGAAGACAUAAAUCGAUUUCCGUUGAUUUUGAAAAUGAAACAUUGGGACAACGUACAAUUAGUUCGUUGAAUACAUUUUUUCAAUCGCGACAAACCUUGAAAAAAACUCAUCCGUUUAUGUCUUCGAACUGAAUGUUUUGUGAUACUUUUGCAAAUAAAUAAAAGUGCCAUAUUUUAUUCACAAAUUGUAAAUAGCUCCAAUUAUACAAAUUUAUUUUUUUUUUAUAGUCGAGUUUUUGUGUUAAACGCGCGAAGGCAGUUAGAGUUUGGAAGCGCCAGUGUAGUCAACUGAGCGGUCAUAUCUCUGCACUUAGGGACAAUAGAAUGAUAACUAACUGACCCUUUGGGUAAGGGUCUAUGAUGCCCAAACUCAAAUUAAAGAUGGUUACAUAACUGUCAUACGAAAGACAGUUCAAAAUGAAUUUUAAGCCCAGAGAAUUGCAUUCGAUGAAACGUAAAAGUAAGCCAACAGAAAUUCGAUUUAACAUGGAAAUCACUUACUAGUAAAUUUACACAAACUAACAUAAAACUACAUAUUUCCACUCUCAAUAUCGAAAAUUAGUAUCGUGUGCAGAUAAUCCAAAUUUUAAUCAUAAUUUAGAGAGACUGCGUAGUAGGUAUCCAAACUACAAUAGAAGGAGAAAGCAACCAGCCAGAGACCAGUAUUAUUAAUAAUGUUUUAUAACUCCAAAUUGAUCGCUUAGGUGUUUCCGAUACCUAAACUACCGCCCAGAGUAUCAUAUCAAAAAUGGGUGGCUCUUAAUAUAUAUAAUUAAACCACUCCCAGAAAUAUAUAUAAUUGAUUACAAUAAUUUUCAUUACCCGACUCCAUUGAAGCAAAAGAGGAUUAUGAAUUAUGACCACAAAUAACACACUCAGAAAUUUUUGAAUUGGAGAAAUUGAACUAAAAUCGGAUAUGACGGUUCUAUCAGCUUGCCAUAGCCACUGGUUCCCGACUGCCGAAUAUGUGCUAAGUUGCCAAAUGUUAAAUUCACAGCGGUAGAUUGACUAUGGUACUUGGCUGCAUAAUGUGCGCUAACUCUUAGAUGAUGAUCUAUGGAGGCUGCAAUAUAAUCCGUCUUUUACCAGCCUGUGUCUCAAAUAAAGGUUAUUAAGUGUGACCCGCGCAUUAUGUUAAUUUAACAACAAUCCCACCGAUAACUAUCGAUAAUACCAAAACUCACUAUAAAUUUGCUAUAAUCCGUUCAAAAUAAUAAUUUAAGUGUCCAUAUUUAUCCCAACAAAAAAAAUCUAUAUUUUUAUUCUAGAUUUAAAGUUAUUAAACAAUUAAUCGUUCUAAAACUGCCUAGUCAAAAAGUGAUUGUCAUCGUAUUUUUUAGUCAAUGGGAAUAUUUAUACUGACUAAGGGCGCGUUUUCAUUGUAAAAAAACCUAUUGCCGAGAAAAAAAAAGUUUUUAAACUCAAUUUUUUCGAAACAUUGAACAAUUCUGACCCAUACUUGCUCUCUUUGUACGUCUGUUUCAAUACUGUUAAAUGUAUUGAAUUGGUUAAAUUCAUUCUCGGUUAAUCGGAAACUUCUAGUAUUUCCUUAAAAAUAAUUCGCAAAACAAUUGAUUUUCCUACCCUUCGGGCGUAAAGUUUCAACUUUCGUCCUGCUGUGCUAACGAAGUUGUCGAUUUAUUUCGCCUCAGUUGAAUGAACUUGAAUUAAACUUAGUCAAUAAUACUAAAUGGAACUUUUUUCCAAUGAAAACGAAGGCCCUUACACGAUUAAUCGUGUUCUAUGUACUUAUUGUUAAAUUA
Chrysoperla carnea is the source of this 3950-nucleotide messenger RNA. Its product is annotated as probable serine/threonine-protein kinase fhkE. Gene Ontology annotation, molecular function: ATP binding; protein serine/threonine kinase activity. The coding region runs from base 283 to 2319 and encodes 678 amino acids. The record is from RefSeq and is a predicted model, not a curated record. The transcript is spliced from 8 exons. Gene Ontology annotation, biological process: positive regulation of apoptotic process; intracellular signal transduction; protein phosphorylation. Gene Ontology annotation, cellular component: nucleus. NCBI's taxonomy places the organism in Eukaryota, Metazoa, Arthropoda, Insecta, Neuroptera, Chrysopidae.